Molecule: messenger RNA, 522 nt
Organism: Dunckerocampus dactyliophorus (ringed pipefish)
Lineage: Eukaryota; Metazoa; Chordata; Actinopteri; Syngnathiformes; Syngnathidae
Product: piwi-like protein 1
Exons: 5
Coding region: 1-522 (173 amino acids)
Source: RefSeq, a predicted model, not a curated record
AUGGCCAGCAGACUGGUCCACGACCACAACACCGACCCUGGCGGGCUCAGUCUGGAGAGCCUCCAGCAGAAGCUGCACCACAAGCAGAGGGUGAACAGGCGAGUGUCUCAGGACGUGUUGCUGAAGCAGCUGGACAACAGAUCUCAGCAGGAUUUCAUCAGGUGGAAGUGGGAGGAAAAGGUGGCGGUGGUAGAGAUUUCCAUGAUGUCGGCAGACGAUGGAGCGUGUCAGAGAGUCAAAGUCUGUUCCAACUUCUUUGGCAUCCUCUCCUGCCCUGGGAGUCUUCUGUACCAGGACCACGUGGACUUCCAACCAUCAAUGGAGUCUGGUCGCCUUAGAUCAGCCCUUCUAUUUCAGCAUGAGCAGGACCUGGGCUCAGAUCACUGUCUUGAUGGAGCCAGUCUGUUCCUGCCUCUCAGACUUCCUGAGCAGGAGACUGAGUCUACCAGGACGACAGGAAAUGGGGAGGAAGUUGAGAUAAGUGUCACCUUGACAAAUGAACUGCCACCAACAUCAUAUUGA